AUGACAACAAAAGUUGGUAUAGUUCAAAUGCAAUCAACAGCAGAUAAGGAACGGAAUUUCAACCAGGCGGUUAAGUAUAUUAACCAGGCCAUAGCAUCAGGAGUCAAGAUCGUUUUCCUCCCUGAAUGCUUUGAUUUUGUUGGUCGGUCACGUGAGGAGACACUUGAUCUUUCAGAAGUGUUAGACGGACCUUUGAUAACAAAAUACCGUGCCUUAGCUUCUCGAGAAAGCCUUUGGAUUAGUCUUGGUGGUGCUCAUAUUAGGAUCACAGAGAACGAUGAUCAGUUGUACAAUUCUCACAUAGUUAUUAAUUCAGAUGGUCAAAUAGUGGGCGUUUAUCAUAAAGUCCAUUUAUUCGAUGCCAAUUUAAGUACAAACGAAACUACACCCAAUACAGAAUCAACAUGUACGCGAUCAUCGUUUUUUGAGUCGAAAGCGAUAUGUGCUGGUACCGAGGCUCCAAUCGUAAUCCAAAACACCCCUAUUGGAAAUUUGGGACUAGCUAUCUGUUAUGACAUGCGAUUUCCUGAACUAGCAUCUCAUCUUCGAUAUGCUAAGAAUGCUCAUGUUCUAAGUUAUCCAUCUGCUUAUACUACACGUACAGGAGAAGCUGGUCAUUGGCAUACGUUGAUUCGAGCCAGAGCUAUUGAGAAUCAGUGUUAUGUAGUUGCUGCAGCCCAGGAAGGUAAACAUAACGAAGGACGAUCUUCAUAUGGGCAUAGUUUAGUUGUGGAUCCUUGGGGUCAAAUUAUCACUGAACAGAUGAAUCCUGGUCCUGGUUUAUUAAUAUGUGAAAUAGGUCCAUUUACCAUGGUUAAUUCAACAACAUCUAUUAUUCCUAAAAUUUAUCAUGUAAGAAGAUCAAUGCCUGUGGAAUAUCAUAGACGAUUCGAUUUAUUUCCAAUGUCUGACAGUGGGUAUCCUCGUUCUAUACAGUCUGUGGAUUUUAAAUUUGGUCCUCAUAUAAUCAAAUCGGAUUGUGUCUUUUAUCAAUCGAAGUUAAGCUUUGCGCCAAUAUUUGACCAUUUGACAAUAUUAAAUGAAUCAAGGAAUAUAAUGAAUAAGGAUCGAUAUGGUAAAACAGAUUUUCCAAUCGAUUUCUCUACUCAAUGA
Messenger RNA from Schistosoma curassoni, 1113 nucleotides. The record is from the annotation of a GenBank genome assembly. Lineage: Eukaryota; Metazoa; Platyhelminthes; Trematoda; Strigeidida; Schistosomatidae.